GGACGCGUCACGGCGCGGCGCGUCAUGACGCUGACCAAAUAUGGUUUGCAUUAAUUGCUGCUAUGCGCACGCAUCGCGUUUUUUCAGCCAUGCGUCACGACGCGUCAAAGUUAAAUAAAUUUAACUUUGACGCUCGGUGACGCUCCAGAACAAUAGUAAAGUCAAGAAAGAUGGCAGCUAAAAACAUAAACAAAGAACUUCUGAUCGAAGCUGUUCGGAAAUUACCGUGCUUGUACGAUACUAGCAAAAAAGAGUACAAGGAUGAUAUUGUCCGAGAGAAUGCCUGGAAGACUGUGUGCCAAGAAAUUUUUAAAGAACGGUAUGAAAGUGCAAAAGAACUCGGCGAAGAUAUGAACCUUGCUCGGAAAACAUUUAAAAGCUUAAGGAACAGAUUUAUGAAAGUGAGAAAGGAGUACAAGCCAUCUGGGAGCGCUGGUGGGGAACCAAUAGAACCAGCAUGGCCAUUCUUCAAGCAGUUGAUGUUCCUUGCCCCCUUCAUGAAACAUAGAGAAACAAGGGGAAAUUUUGUUCUUCAAGAGCGGGAAGGCCACCAAGAAUCAUCAAAAAUCAAAAGCACCAUUGACACCGAAUGUCUGCAUGAUUUGAUUGGCGAAGCAAGAAAAGGUAACGAGCCAGCAUUCCAAAUUUCGGAUAGUACCGUUACCCAAGAUUGCACAGAGGAUUCUUUUGUAGAAUUACCAGCCACUCCGCUUUCCUACGAGAGUGCUGUGCCUAAAAAUGAAAGAGCUGCAGCUGGAUCUCCUUUGGCUCAGUUGGACUCUCUACGAGAAAGUACCCGGCCAAAAAACCCCAAACGCCCCAGACAAGAAAAGACCCCUGACAACAGCCAGUUUUUGAUGAAGGUGAUUGAAAAUACCAAUCAGUUCAUUUCAUCGGCUAGCAAAAGAGAGGAGCCAGAUGAAGACGAUCUUUACGGUCAAAGUAUAGGAAAAGAACUAAAAAAAUUGUCGGCCUAUCAAAAAAGUUUGGCGAAAUUGAAGAUUCAACAAGUUUUGCAUGAAGUACGGUGGAGCACUCAAGAAUAGACUUCUGACUCAUAGUAAUCUGGCUGCUUGGUGUGGCAAUUUUAUAAUCCUGAUUUCCUUUGUAUCAAUCAUUGUUGACAAAUAAUUAAAUAUUGACUCAUGACUUCACGUUGUUCACAUCUAUUUUGAAUACAGUAUUGCGUCAAUGUGCCUUCCGAUAAGAUUAAAGAAGCAUACUUUGGUUCGCAACUCACUUAAUCAGUGACUAGACAUAAAUGUUUGUUUGUUUUCAAUUUUCUUGCAAAGAAAGGGAUUUUAAAAAAUAGGAUACGCAAAUGUUCAUUAUAAAAUCCUUGUCCUUCAAGCAUAGAAUGAACUUUAUUUAAUUUGUUUGAAGUAGAAACACGAUUUUUUAGUUUUUAUCCUAGAGUUUUUUUAAGUUAAAAAAACAUUUUGUUUCCAAGUAGAUUUUUUUAGCAAAAUAUGAUGCACAAAUGAAGCCUUGAAAAUCAGCUACAGCAGUCUAACUUUUACGAAGUUUCUGCCUUUCUAACUCCUUGAAAUGCAUAAUUCUAGGAUGGGGGCUACAAACCAUCACUUUAUGACCAAAUAAAUGAUGCGAAACAUACUAUGCUGUUUAAUGCUAAGUAUGCUAAGUAAGUAAGUAUGUUUAAUGUUUAAUCCCCUUUAAAAUGCAAGAAAAAAAGAAAAUGAUGCCCAUCACGGCUAGCCAAUUGUUCUAUCUAACAAAUAGCUCUUUGGAAAAAGGGUCCCUAAUCUGAAAGAUGUCAUAGGCCCCUCAACCCCGCUCUAUAUAUGUUACACCCCUUCAUCCGAAAAAGUAGAAUUUUAAAUUAAGAAGGCUCCUCAUAACAUAAAACGUUGCAGAACUUCUUUCAGAAAAAUCGAUUAAUUUCUAGAAACUUGACCAUGUUAUCAAAAUAUUAAAAACAUUAGAAAUAAUAUUCUGUUAAGAAACUGGAUCGUAAGAAGUUCUGCGAAUAUAAUCAUAUUGCCAUGGGAGUUCACCUUGAGGAGAAAGAAAAUAAUCUGCAAGCAAAGAUCUAUAAUACUCUGCAGCUUUUGAAUAGUUAUUUGUUCCCAUUUUGCCAAUAUUCUGUAGAGCUCCAGAUUCUGACACUUCAUUUCGCCAAGUGCCCUUGUGAAGAAUUCCAUGUGAAUCUUCGUAGUCAGUAUAACCUACUGGGCAGUAAAAACGACCGUAAACUUGCUGCGUGUCUUCGUGUUUCUUGAGCCAGUUGUGAAGAGCAACCGAUGCCAAAACAUUUUUAAUGGCUUUUUCUGGGUGAGCCUGUAUUGGUGAUCUUAGGAAUCGCCAUCUUGCUGAAAGGAUCCCAAAAGCGUUCUCGACCACUCUCCUAGCUCGAGAGAGUCGGUAGUUGAAGAUGCGUAAUUUCUCUUCAAGGUUUCUUCCAGGGUAAGGACGCAGUAAAUUAUCUUUGA
This is a messenger RNA of Rhopilema esculentum, 2450 nucleotides long. The record is from RefSeq and is a predicted model, not a curated record. Lineage: Eukaryota; Metazoa; Cnidaria; Scyphozoa; Rhizostomeae; Rhizostomatidae.